CUCAAAGGACUCGCGUCGAGUCCUUUUCACCGGAGAAUCUUCUCGGCGCCUCUCACGCGCCCCGGUGACUAUGGGUCGUAAGCCGUGCGCGGCGUGGUUGUCAACGCUGGCCGUGCUCACGCGUGCUCUAUCGUUGCUCUCAGUGCCAGUCUGGGCGCAGGACGUCGAGUCAGCCACGCGCAACUACGAGGACGAUCUUAGCGACGUACUUAAGGUGGCGGCGGAAAAACUGCUCCCGCUCGUUAUGGACAUCGUGACGAGACCCGAGGUGUCAACCAGCUGCUCGACAAGCAUGCUCAAGACCUUCGUGGCUCUUCGUCAACAGAAAGCUUGGGCCAUAAGGAUGGCCAUGUCCAAUGCUAUGUACGCACCCAACGCCCUGGAAGGCACUUACGUGGCAAUGGGAGGCUAUGACCAGUGCCUUCGCACUCGGGUGCGUUCGCCUGACGGUGAGCUCUACUUCAAGGGCCAGUACUGCUCCGUGGUGUUUGCCCUGCCUAGUGGCUACUACAGGCGCUUCAUCGAGUCCUUCGACGAGAUAGGUGAACUACAGGGUCGCCUCAACCCCCUGACGGCCUCAUCACCGCAUCGAAAGGGCGUACACACCCUAGGAGGACUCUGUGCACCCUCGAUGUGCACGAGGCAGGACCUCACCUUUGUGGUUCGCUCACUGAUAAACGAGUACGGAGGUAACGCCACAGUGACUUCCUGCAGUACUGACGACACCAAGGUGGUGAACUCAGUUCAAGUGUUUUCCAUAGCAGUGCUCUGUCUUUUAGGUGUUCUGGUUGGUGUGGGCACCACGCUGGAAUGGCUUCAUCAAGCCGACCUUCAUGCUUUUAGGAUAAAACGAGGAGCCAACGUAAGGCGUGUUCUCUUGGUCUUCUCGGCGAUAACGAACACCAAGAUCCUCCUAAGAACGACAGUGAAGCCACAAAACGAAGCGUUGAAAUUUAUAUGUGGCUUGAAAGUUAUCAUGACAUUUUGGGUGGUACUCGGACACGCCUACAUCAUUCUGCCGAUGGGAUAUUUCCAUGCGGUUUUCGCAAUGGAUUCCAUGACGGAGAACUUUACAUUCCAGUUUAUCACUAACGCAUUCCUCAGCGUCACAGUUUUCUUCUUUUUAAGUGGGUUCCUGCUGGCGUACGUCACCGCGGCAUCUCGUGAAGCUCUUGCAAGAACGAACCCAUUUCUCAUUUACAUUGUGCGAACAUCGCAACGAUAUAUCAGGUUGGUAGUGCCUGCCAUGGUGACAAUACUUGUGGCUUUUCUGCUACCACUCUUCGCCUACGGUCCAGGGUCAAACGACGCGUACAGGCAGUACAUACACGGCUGCUACAGCAAAUGGUGGAUCGUGCUAUUGCAGGCGAAUAACUUCGAUAACUCAGAGGACGUGUGCUUGAAACACAUGUGGUACAUCAGCGCAGAACUUCAAAUAUUCCUAGUCGUCGCAUUUCCUCUCGCGCUACUGUUUAUCAAGCAUCCGACAGCGGCCACCAUCACCGGAGCUCUAACGGCCACUGUGUUCUGCCUUAUGACUUGCGUUCAGGUCUACUCGUGGGACCUGUUCUACGCUUUCACAAGCGGGUCCAAUGACAUGAGGUCCUUACGUCCAAGUCCGCAUCCCCCACAACCGAGGGGGGAUCCCCUUCCGGGGACCACGACUUCCGAUCUGACUUCAGGCAGUGGCAUGGGCGAUCCGUCCGCCAGUGAGGGGGAGAGGCCCGGGAGUUUUGACGAGACUACCACCAGGUCGACCGAAACAAAGUCGAGCGAUAUCGAGACGGGUUCGUCGCAAUCAUCCCCCCCUAAGCCGCCUCCACCCUCGGCGAGCCGGGAUGACUGUGGGAAUUCGUUGACCGUGGCUGAAGCGACCCCCGAGUCCAACGAGCAGGAAGAGGCCCUCCUCGCUGUAUCCCACACACCCGUCAACGUCCGGGCCCUAGUGACCAGCCUGGCCUUGGAGGCCGGUACCCGAGACCCAGCCGGCGACAACGCCCCCAUAAAAAGUAAAGGAUGUCAGGGUAUCAAGGAGGACAACCUGCUUUGGCUAAUCAACGCCUUUGUGCUGCUUCUGUUCACUUACAUGGUGGCCAUGCACCAUAUGAUGGACCCCGAUGUGGUCGAGCAAGCGACCAUUGCACUCGCCAUGGAAGACAGUCAGAAAGACAGCAUAAGAGUAAAAGACACGCUGGAGCUCAUCUACUUCCGGCCCUUCACGCAUGCUGGCCCGUACAUUGCCGGAGUCAUGUGCGGCUACGUAGCAUCACAGUACAAAAACGUCACAAUAAAGCCGAAAGUGGAGAUGGGCCUGUGGCUGGUAUCGUUAGCCCUGGCCUGCGGCGUCUUGUUCGUCUCAUUCCCUUGGAAUCAAGGUCAUCUGCCAGACGCCGUGACCAAUGCUCUCUACGGAGGAUUCCACCGGCUCCUCUGGGCACUCGCCUUCUUCUGGCCGUCGUACGCCUGCGCCACGGGUCGUGGUGGUAUCCUGAACAAUAUGCUGUCUUGGAGGUUUUUCUUGCCACUCUCGAGGCUGACUUGUGAGAUCUACCUAAUACACGUGCUGCUCUACAUAACGCGCAUGCUUCGCCUGAGGAGCUACAUCAACACGGACGAGUUCUUUCAGCUGACUACCGCCUUGGGAGUGUUCUUGCUGAGCGUGGUGUUUGCAUACCUGCUGCAAGUGUGCGUCGAGGCACCCACUGUGCGACUCGAGAAGCUGCUGCGCGAAGGAGACACCGGCGACACUAUAGCAGCGACACCCGUCAACGGAAAGCCCUUUAGCUCAAACGUGGACAUCAUCCAUAAGUCGACCGUGUGACUAUUGUUCGAGCUUGUAAGAAACUUGAUAUCCCAAAGGGACGCAGUUAUCCGUCGAAAUUCAACUCCACUUGAACCAAUUGCUCACUGUUGAGGCAUAGCGCGUGCCUUUAUUUCAAUCGAUUCUCUCGCCGCGGUGGCGUGGUACUCGUAAUCAUGAGACUACGGACUUGAUUCCAGGCGAAUGAAAACAGGGUAAAAUGCACAAAGGUUUCUGUUCCGACAAUCCGGAGCUUAACCGCGAUUUGCAGAGAUAAUACUGAGCUUCAGCUCGUCUAUCUCCCACUAGCUGUAAUAGCUCUACAGAAUCGAAACUCGUGCGUGCGUUCGCCUUCAGCUGAUAAGAAGUGUAUCAAAAAUAAAAACUUAAGACUUCUGUCAAAGCCACAUACUGAACUCCUCUUGGCACGCAAACGGGUAUCCUGGACCGAGAGAAAGCUCGUUAGCCGAACAACUACAGUAUGUGCUACACAGAGUGCAGAGGCCUCAAUCACCAGUUCGUCAGUAUAUAGUAAUACGAACCAAGGACACGAGAUUCAUCUGCGUGAUUCACAGAAGCCAAAAUGAGACCGUUUGCAUAGUACAUUCUACAAUAUUCAAGUGCACGUAUGCACGCUAAAGUGUAUGUUUGCAUGACUACAGCUUGCAACUUUCUUCUCUUCUACAGAGACAUACGAUUAGGAAUCUUAUCAAUUACGGGCAUUUCUGUUAUUGGACGAUCACCAAUAACUACCGCGGUUCAGGCAGUGAACAAAUUGUUGUGUCAAAGCAACCUUGGUAAAUGAAGUUCGCAAUUAAAUUCCUAGCUCUGGCGCAUUAACGCAUACUCUAAAGCGCAUUAACGCAUACGAGUCAACUACUGCUGCACACUUUCCACUUCUCAACUUAUUGCAUAUUACAGAGUGAUCAGCUGUGCUGUGUCAUUUAACGUUCUUGCAUUUGUCUCUGUUUAGUUAAACUCUGUGGCUCCAAAGGAACCUUUGUCUACAUCUUCUAGGCUGUGUAUGUUAUGGAGUAUUGACAUUUCAAGGCAAAUAAAACGGGCUUGUGGUAGUUCUAGAACAAAAUAAAUAUUACGACCAUUUUUUUUCAA
Molecule: messenger RNA, 3913 nt
Organism: Rhipicephalus microplus (southern cattle tick)
Lineage: Eukaryota; Metazoa; Arthropoda; Arachnida; Ixodida; Ixodidae
Product: nose resistant to fluoxetine protein 6
Molecular function (GO): acyltransferase activity, transferring groups other than amino-acyl groups
Source: RefSeq, a predicted model, not a curated record